CUAUUGGACCAGAAAAGUGUGGCAAGCGUUGUUCGUUAUGGGAAGCUGAGAUAUCCACCAACACAUGAAGCCACAGGGUAUUCUCUUGUUUACAAUCAGCUCUCCCCUUUUGAAGUCCAAAAUUAUACUUCCGGAAUCAUCCACCAUGUUCGUCUCACAAGGUUGAAACUGAAUACACUGUACUUUUAUCGAUGCGGGGAUCCUUCUAUACAUGCAAUGAGUCAAAUCCACCAUUUCAGGACUAUCCCAGUUUCUGGUCCUCGGAGCUACCCUGAGAGAAUAGCGGUUAUGGGAGACCUUGGCCUUACUUACAACACAACUACCACAAUAAGUCACUUGAAAAGUAACAAUCCUGAUCUUGUUCUAUUGAUUGGUGAUGUUACUUAUGCAAACCUCUACCUCACAAAUGGAACUGGCUCUGACUGCUAUUCUUGCUCAUUUCCAAACUCUCCAAUACAUGAGACCUAUCAGCCUCGAUGGGAUUACUGGGGAUGGUAUAUGCAGAGUUUAGUGUCCAAAGUUCCAAUAAUGGUUGUUGAAGGGAACCAUGAAAUAGAAGAACAGGCUGAAAAUAAGACUUUUGAGGCUUAUAGUUCUCUACCAUUUGGUUCCGAUCCCAAGCAUGUUCAUGCCUACAAGAGAUCGAAUCGAGAUUAUGAUUACAACUUAGAUUCCUGUGGUCCUGUGUAUCUCACCGUUGGUGACGGGGGUAAUCGGGAGAAGAUGGCAGUUCAACAUGCUGACGAACCUGGUCAUUGCCCAGAGCCAUCAACUACUCCUGAUCAACACCUAGGUGCUGGUGCCUUUUGUGUAGAGAAAUUUACCUCCGGCCCAGCAGCAGGUAAAUUUUGUUGGGAUCGGCAACCGAAUUACAGUGCUUUCAGAGAAAGCAGCUUUGGCCAUGGGAUCCUUGAGGUGAAGAAUAAGAUUUGGGCUUUGUGGACAUGGUACCGGAACCAGGACUCCGACAAUAAAAUUAGAGAUCGAAUUUAUAUAGUGAGGCAGCCUGAUAAAUGCUGCAUCCGCCAUGCGUUCUAA
Malus domestica (apple) is the source of this 1038-nucleotide messenger RNA. Its product is annotated as purple acid phosphatase 15-like. Gene Ontology annotation, molecular function: metal ion binding; acid phosphatase activity. The record is from RefSeq and is a predicted model, not a curated record. NCBI's taxonomy places the organism in Eukaryota, Viridiplantae, Streptophyta, Magnoliopsida, Rosales, Rosaceae.